This is a messenger RNA of Pseudonaja textilis, 6475 nucleotides long. The record is from RefSeq and is a predicted model, not a curated record. NCBI's taxonomy places the organism in Eukaryota, Metazoa, Chordata, Lepidosauria, Squamata, Elapidae.
UUGUUGUCAUUUAAGCAGCCUCCGGUAAAGGUCUCCGGGCUCACCUUCCCGACCGGAUUUCAAAAUGCUCAUAAAAGAGUAUCGGAUUCCUCUCCCCAUGAGCGUUGAGGAAUAUCGGAUUGCCCAGCUGUACAUGAUCCAGAAAAAGAGCCGUGAAGAGACUUGUGGAGAAGGCAGCGGCGUGGAGAUUUUGGAAAACCGACCAUAUAUUGAUGGCCCAGGAGGCGACGGGCAGUACACUCACAAAGUAUACCAUAUUGGUAUGCAUAUUCCCAGCUGGUUUCGAUCGAUACUCCCCAAGGCGGCCCUCCGAGUCGAAGAGGAAUCCUGGAAUGCAUAUCCUUAUACCCGGACGAGGUACACCUGCCCAUUUGUGGAGAAAUUCUCCAUCGAUAUCGAAACCUAUUAUAUAUCUGACUCAGGAGAGCAACCCAACGUGUUCAACCUUUCCCCCGCGGAGAAGAGGCAGACGGUCCUGGAUCCUAUCGAUAUUGUGAAGGAUCCCGUCCCACCCCACGAAUACAAACCGGAGGAGGACCCAAAGGUCUUCAAAUCAGCCAAGACAGCCAGGGGCCCUCUGCCAGAGGACUGGAUCCAAGAGCAGAAGAACAACCCUGGGAUCUAUCCCGUUAUGUGUGCCUAUAAACUCUGCAAGGUGGAGUUCCGUUACUGGGGGAUGCAGUCGAAAAUCGAGCGUUUCAUCCAUGACGUCGGUUUACGGAAAGUAAUGGUAAGGGCUCAUCGGCAGGCUUGGUGUUGGCAGGAUGAAUGGUACGGGCUCACCAUAGAGGACAUCCGGCAGCUGGAGAAGGAGGCCCAGCUGAUGUUGGCGAAGAAGAUGGCCCAGUUCAGCAUCAACGAGCCUGAUCUAGAACCCCACCUUCCUCAAGACCCCCUCAAGAACGAGCGCAACCUGGAAUCCAAGGCCAUACCUCCAUCCACCGAGGGGGUGGAUGCCGCCAGCAAUAUUGAUGAAUCUUUGCCGGGGCGAGUGCUAACCAAGCAGUGGUCCACGUCUUCCAAAUCCUCUUCCAAAAGAGGAGCAAGCCCCUCGCACCAUACCAUCGCCGACUGGAGGAUGCAAAGCAUUGCCCGGGACUCGGACGAGAGCACCGACGAGGAAUUCUUCGAUGCACACGAGGAUAUCUCUGAGAACGAAGAGGUGUUCCCCAAAGAGAUUACCAAAUGGAGUUCCAACGACCUCAUGGAUAAGAUUGAAACGGCAGAGACGGAUGAAGUCCCAGAUGAGCCGACUCUUGAAUCGGCUGCGGGAUUCCAUGUCGGAUGCAGCGUGGAAAGACUAAGCAUUAUUGAGGAUGAAGCGGCGCCUCCCCUGGCGCAGCCCAGCCAAAUCCAUGUCCUCCUUUUGGUCCUGCACGGAGGCAACAUCCUUGACACGGGAAGUGGGGAGCCGAGCUCCAAGCAGGGGGACGUCAACACCAUCGCCACCGCCUUCGAUACCGUCAUCAGGGUCCAUUACCCGGCCACCCUGGGCCGGAUAGCCAUCAAGCUGGUCCCUUGUCCGGCCAUCUGCUCAGAAGCGUUUUCGCUGGUCUCCAACCUCAGCCCCUACAGCUACGAUGAAGGCUGCCUUUGCAGUAGCCAGGAUCACAUCCCACUCGCCGCGCUUCCUCUCCUGGCUACGUCCUCCCCGCAGUACCAAGAGGCGGUUGCCACAGUGAUCCUGAGAGCCAAUCAGGUGUACAGCGACUUCAUCAGGUCCCAAGAAGGGGCAUCCUUCAACGGCCAGGUCUGCCUGAUCGGGGACUGCGUGGGAGGGAUCCUGGCCUUCGACGCCCUUUGUUAUAGCAACCAGACGAUGACAGAGAGUCAGAACAGUAGCCGGCGUGGAAGCGUCAUCAGCGUGCAGGACAUGGACCUCCUGUCUCCUGGCAUCCUGGUGAACAACAGCUACUGCUCCGAAGGCUGUGGGUUGGAAGCCAGCCGGCAUCUCAGCCGGAGCACGGCCGACCUGCCACGCAGCAACGAGGAAGAUCCCCAGAAACAGCAGCUGCUGCGGAAAAGGAGCGAUUCCUCCACCUACGAGCUGGACACCUUGAAGCAGCACCAGGCGUUCCUGUCCAGUUUACACUCUAGCGCUCUGAAGAACUUUCCAGGUUCACGGCGAUCGAGUGGCUCCACUCAGUUGGACGGUGGGAAUCUUGGGAAGUUUGAAUUUGAGAUCACCGACUUCUUCCUCUUUGGCUGUCCCCUGGGGCUGGUCCUUGCCUUAAGAAAAACCAUCAUACCAACUCUUGACAUCUUCCAGUUGAGACCAGCCUGUCAGCAAGUCUACAACCUCUUCCACCCAGCUGAUCCUUCGGCCUCUCGCUUGGAGCCUCUUCUAGAGAAGAAGUUCCAUAUUUUACCUCCCUUCAACAUCCCACGUUACCAGCGGUUCCCUCUUGGGGAUGGCAAUUCAGCCCUUCUGGUGGAAGCAGUCCAGAACAACCCCGCCCUCCUCAUUGAAAGCAACCUUCUGGCUGCUUUCCAGAACCAGGACAACUUCAUGGAAACCAGUAUCCCUGUCCCUACCUUGAACUGGCAAGACGUGUCCAAUAAAACUUCCGGAUUUGCUGAGUCAGAUGUUGUUCAGUCUCAUGGUGGCGUCUUGGUGGAAAACACGUCCCCGUCUGCUCCCGUUUCCGCCCCACAGUUCAGAACCUUCCGGAGAGCAAGUGAAGUGAGCACUGUCAGCCAGGUGUCCGGAAUGGCAGACAGUUACACUGCUUCCAACAUAGCCAACAAUAAAAAACAUCAUCUCAACCACUCCAGAGGGUUUAGCCUUCUGGCUCUCCUAGCGCUUCCCCACAAACCUCACAUCCAGUCCUUCCCCCAGAGGACUGGGAGGCUCAAGCCCGAAAGAUCCCCGAAUCCUUCAAGACGAAGGUUUGAAAACUCCCUCCACAGGGAAACGGAGACCGUUCGCCUGAUUCCAGAUCUUGAUGUCCACAAAGUUGCAGCCAAGUGGUGGGGAACCAAAAGGAUUGACUAUGCUCUCUACUGUCCGGAUGCGCUGACCGCCUUCCCCACAGUUGCCUUACCACACCUCUUUCAUGCCAGCUACUGGGAAUCCACAGACGUGGUCUCCUUCCUCCUUAGACAGGUGAUGCGGCAUGAAAACGGCAGCAUUCUUGAAGUGGACGGGAAAGAGAUCUCCGUCUUCACGCCUUCCAAACCCAGGGAGAAAUGGCUUCGUAAACGGACUCAUGUCAAGCUACGGAACGUCACCGCCAAUCACAGGAUCAAUGACACCAUAGCCAAUGAAGAACGGCCCCAGGUGUUAAACGGGAGGUUCAUGUAUGGCCCGUUGGACAUGGUCACGCUCACGGGGGAGAAGGUGGACAUUCACAUCAUGACCCAGCCUCCCUCAGGGGAAUGGGUUUAUUUUGACACGGAGAUCGCCAACAGCAGUGGGCGCGUUUCCUACAUGAUUCCUGAGCAGAGACGGCUGGGGAUCGGGGUCUAUCCUGUCAAAAUGGUGGUGAGGGGGGAUCACACAUACGCAGAUAGCUACAUCACCGUUUUACCGCGGGGGACCGAAUUCGUGGUCUUCAGCAUUGACGGCUCCUUCGCAGCCAGCGUCUCCAUUAUGGGCAGCGACCCAAAAGUCAGAGCUGGAGCAGUUGAUGUCGUACGGCACUGGCAAGAGCUUGGCUACCUCAUUAUCUACGUCACGGGCCGGCCCGACAUGCAGAAGCAGAGAGUGGUCGCCUGGUUAGCACAGCACAACUUUCCCCACGGGAUUGUCUCCUUCUGCGACGGGCUGGUUCAUGAUCCCUUGAGGCACAAAGCCAACUUCCUGAAGUCUCUCGUCACAGACCUGGACAUGAAGAUCCAUGCGGCCUAUGGAUCCACCAAGGAUGUCUCCGUCUACACCUCCAUCAACCUGUCCCCUUCACAGAUCUACAUUGUCGGGCGGCCUACCAAAAAGUUACAGAACCAAUGCCAAUUCAUCACAGAAGGCUACGCGUCCCAUCUGGCUCAGCUGGAGUACACUCAUCGCUCUCGGCCUGCCAAGAACACCACGCGAAUGGCUCUCCGGAAGGGCAGCUUCGGACUCCCAGGCCAAACCGAAUUCCUGCGCAAGAGGAACCACCUGUUGCGAACUAUCUCCUCCCAGCCCACCGUGUCCUCUGGCCAGAGUGCCAGUUACCGUCCAGAGUGGACACAAAGCCACUCCGAAAGUGACCGGGAAAGGGACCGAGAACGCAGCCAACGGAGCAUGAGUCUCGCCACGGGCUGCUGGGGCCGAAGCACACUCCCAAGGCUCGAACCGGGGAACUUGGGUCAGAAGUAGAGGCGUCCGAGGCGCGAUGAUGGCCGGCUGCACUUGCCCGGGUGGCGGAAGCAGGGGCCACGGCAUGGCCAGUGGCGUGGGGCUCGUGGGCAAAUAUGGUGCUACUUAUUGCCGGUGGGGCGGCAGUGACCUGGCCAGGAGCAACCAAGCAAUUUGGGUUUCCUUCCCCCCCACCACUCACAAAACAUGGCAGGGACGUUGGGUACGUGGAGAGCAACCGGGGAGGCCGAGAACAGGAGCCACCUUCUGCCCCUGAGACUUCAAGCUGCCUCAUCUUCAAAGAUCCACCAUUUUCCGGCUCUUUAUCCAGGGUUAGAGAUUGUAAAUACGUGCCUGUCCAGCUUCUUCGUAGCCGUCCAUCAAAGACGAGAAGACACAUCAUCCAAGUAAACCCACCGGUACCGUUGGGAGCAGCAGCAGGAGAGCAGAUUGUGCUCACGUAGACCGGACACGAGGAAGGGGACAUCGACAACUAUCACUACUUUACAACCCGCAACCACACUUGAUUCAUUUCUGGAGUCUGGAAGGACUCGGAGACCCACAAGCAGAAGCCACAGCCCCAGGGCCGAGUCACGUUGGACGGCUUCAACGGUGGCGAUAUAAAGCUACGGGUGCAAUGCACACACUGCUGGAUUGGUGAUUUUAUCGAGGCUGGUUCUAAUUAAAGGCUUUUUAUUUUUUAAAUAAGAGUUUGGAAGUUGACGGAUUGCACUAAUUCAGGAAAUUUUUUAAAAACAAGUCUUAACAGGCACGGGAUUCUGCCCCUUCGGAAGGAAGGGAGCACGACUUGGGCACGACCUUCUGAAGGCAGGACCUGCCGUAUGAUUCGGAACACCUGGGAAGUGGCGAUAUUUCCUCAGCCUAAAACCGAAAAUAAAAAGAAGCUACGUCCAAAUUCUUCCCAGGCCUUUUCAGAUUGUUGUUGUUUAUUUAUUUAUUUAUGAAUUCCCCUCCCUGCCUUUAGACUGGAAUCGUUUUCUCGUUUUUCCAACGUUAUAGUAUCAGAUUUCGGGAGGGGUUGUAAACUCGGUUUUCUUUUUUUUAAACCGGUAGAUAUAUCACAACUGUACACCUCAUGGUUUUUAGGGGUUUGCACUGAGAAACUUUUAGGAAGGAGGUCUGGUUUUUAUUUUAUUUUUAUUUUUCAAGCGACUCCUUCCGGAUUUAUAGCGCAUGUCAUUCAAUGUUGUUAAGCCACGGAAGGUCUGUCUGUACUUAACAGACGCACAACAACACGGCAGGCUUGAACGAAGGGGGAGAUUUCCCCACCCAUUCGCCCUUUGGAUAUUUCGGAAAGAUUUUUUUUUAAAAAGUUCGCAUUAGCCAUUUGAGCCACCUCGCAGAGACAUCAACCUGACCAGGGAAGUUAGGAGAGGGAAAACGGCAUUUUUUUUCCCCCGCCUGGAAGAGAUUUGAUGCUAAAAACGAUAGGAUCUCUGAGCAGAAGGGGAUUUAUAAUACAGGGGGUCCUUGGCUUACGACCAUUCAGAGUUACAAUGGCACUUAAAAAAAGGGUGACUUAUGACCGUUUCUUGUACCGUCGCGGUAUCCCGUUAGUCACGGGAUCAAAAUUCACCCACUUGGCAGUGGAUUCAUCCUUGUGACGGUCGCAGGGUCCCAGGGAGGUGUGUGCUUGUCACAGGAUCCCCUUUGGCCCCCUUCAGAUGAGCAAAGCCAACGGGGGAUCCUGACUCACUUAACAAGCAUCGGACAAAUAACUACAGGGACUCCUUUAAUGACGGCGGCCAGAAAGGUCACAAAAGGGGGCAAAAACUCCACCACUGUCCCGCUUAGCAACGGAAAUCUGGGAGGGUCGUAAGUCCAAGGAGGACCUGUAUUUUCCUCCUCCUUCUCUGCUCGUUUACCUGGCUUGAAAGAGGUUUGAAAGCUUUGGGGGGGGGAAAGACGUGAGGGGGGGUGGCAUUUGUCUGGCUGUUCACCCUCCUUCUUCGUCUGCCCUGUUUGCCAUCCAGAUUUUUCUAGCUGCUGCCAAGGGGCAUUUCGGCCCAUCCUAAAGCCCCAACCUCUUCACUGGGAGGUCAACCUUGUCUUUAUCGGCCUGCAAUGCCGCUCCUUUUUUUAUAUGCUUUGCUCAGAUAUCUCCACUGUCCGCCUCCGACCGCUUGUAUCACCCCUUAUCUCGCAGGCGCAUCUUCGUCCGUCUUUUCCGGCCUU